Bombyx mori (domestic silkworm) is the source of this 4692-nucleotide messenger RNA. RefSeq names its product nuclear distribution protein nudE-like 1-B (gene nudE). Bases 397 to 1545 code for a protein of 382 amino acids. The record is from RefSeq and is a predicted model, not a curated record. Gene Ontology annotation, molecular function: microtubule binding. Gene Ontology annotation, biological process: microtubule nucleation; mitotic centrosome separation; vesicle transport along microtubule. NCBI's taxonomy places the organism in Eukaryota, Metazoa, Arthropoda, Insecta, Lepidoptera, Bombycidae. Gene Ontology annotation, cellular component: kinesin complex; centrosome; kinetochore. The transcript is spliced from 7 exons.
UUAUAUUCAAACGCCAACAACGCUACUAAACUAGCCGGGACCACUGUAGUAUGAAACCUAGGUCUAUGGCCGGGACGAUCACCUCUAAUUCUCACGUUUUGUCAUAUUGACAAUUGACAUUUUUGAGAGUUCAGAACAGCCAUUUUAAUUCUAAACUGUUUUGGAAUUGGAAUUUUGAAUUGACGACGAAGUUGUAUUAUGUUUUAAGUUUUAUGUGUUUAUGGGUGAAAUUUUACUACAAACGUAAAAAUAUUGUUCACAGCGAGCGAACUUUAUAUUCAUGUAUAAAUAGAGAUUAUACAAGCAAUUUCUAAAACAACGUAACAGUACGUUGUUAUGAUUCGUUGAUCAGCCUCUGGAAAUUAUUUGCUAAAAGUUGUAAGCUUCAAUAGGAUCAUGCAAUCUCCGAAACAAGCAGAUUGUGACACAGUGGAGUACUGGAAAAAUCUAGCAGAAUGCUAUGAACAGAAAGUGAACGACAUUCAGCAAGAAUUAGAUGAAUACACAGAAAAUUCGGCUCAGUUGGAAAAGGAAUUGGAAGCAUCAUUAGGGCAAGUUGAAAAGCAGAACAGAGAUCUGGAACACCAAAAUCAACGCCUUAAAAAUGAAAUUGAAAUGUUAAAAAACAAGCUGGAAAGAAGUCAAUAUGAGACUAAUGCUUUAGAAAAUGAACUACAAGCUUUAAAGAUAGAUAAGGACAAGCAGGCAGCAUAUGUGAGGGAAUUGGAACAAAAGAACGAUGAUCUGGAAAGAGGUCAAAGAGUCAUAUCAGAAUCCGUAUCGUGUAUAGAAACAAUGUUAAAUGAAGCAUAUGAGAGGAAUGCAGUUCUUGAAAAUGAAGUUGAUGAAAUAGAAAAUCUUAGGAUAAAAUUGCAGAGAGCAAAUGAUGAAGCUAGAGAUCUGAAACAAGAAUUAAAAGUUGUUGAAAGAAUUCCGUCAAGUAAGAAAGAGGAAGAUGAAAAUGAAACAACAUUAACGAACGGACAUCUUUCAAAUUCAACUCGGAAUCAAGUUGAGAUUGAGACACAAACAUCCAUUAUGUCACCACAAAAACGGGAAAUAAAUGGUAACGCAAUGACACCAUCGGCCAGAGUUUCAGCAAUAAAUUUAGUUGGUGAUCUCCUUAGGAAGGUUGGGCUUGAGAGGUUUCUUUGCCGUGAUUGUGGUAAGAUUAAAUGCUCCUGCAAUACACCAGCUGCAGCCACUAAUCAACCGACACAGGCCACAAGCGAACCGGACCUAAAGCCAGAUAGGAUCCCCAAUAAUUAUGAAUUGACCAAAAGUGAUUCCGUGGAAUACAGAAAACCUAGACUGUAUACGCGACAAUUCUCGGGCCCUGAGAAUACGAGUGACGUUUCAGUGAAACAGCCUCAUUGUCCGCAAAGAGCUUCGGAGCAGCCGUUUGCGCGUUCGACGCAAGGCGAAAAUGGGAAGUUGCGAAAAUCCUUUGCCGUGCGUUCGCGUGAGGGAUUAGAAAACAUCUUAAGUUUUGCAUCUAUGAGAAAAAAUCAUGACCAAGGAAAACUCAAGCAAACGUCGAAAUAAUAAAAUUCACAAUUUUUAUUUAUUUCGAUUUCAAUCCAAGCUUUAUUCGAACAAAACGUACAUUUAUUUCAAUAGCAUAAAGUUUUAUGUGUAGGUUAAUUUGUUAAUAUUGAUAACGUAUAAUUAUAGCCUUACCGCCUAACUGUAGUGAUGAUAAAGUGUGAGUGAGUGAGUCUGGUAACGAACUCUGUGACCUAUGCCAUAAAAAAUCUGAGUUUGUUGCGCAGUGCGGAGUAGUGACCUACUUAACCUACCUAGCGAUUGCUAGUAGCCCAAGGGGUUAUUCCAGCUACGCGCGUACGGGUAGGUGAGCUCACGGGCUUAACCUCAGAGAAUUUUCUAACACUAGCCCUAGCAAAAGCAGUGUUUCGCAGAGUCUACCACCGUAUCGGAAUCGCGACCCACUGAGAAGAUCCGGCGAGAAACUGUGCUUAGUGCGAGUUUUUUAACGUUCUCGAUAGCGUAAAAGCUAACCCAAUUUCGUAUGCAGUUGGAACAGCGCCCCUAACGGCAAAGGAAGGCAAACGAUCCCCUUCCAUACUAAUAUGAGCUAACUUUUACGCUAUCGAAACCGUUAAAAAACUCACACUAAGCACACUGAGUGGGCUGGGUAGUAAUGUUGAGCUCCACACGACAUAUGUACUUGCGACAAUUAUUUCAUAUUAUACAACAACAAACACAUACCCAUGUGGUCAGUUGUUUUAUUGUGCUCAAGCACAUCUUAAUACAGCACAAGAAAUUGUAUCCAAAUUAGAUGAGAAAUAAUUGUGGAGUUAGUCGUGUACAAACUCAUAAUAAGUUAAUGAUCAUAAAUAUAUAUAUGUAAUCGAUUUAGUGUUUGUCAUAGACAAAUGUGACGUCACUACGCCUCCCUCUGGGCUCACAAACAUCAAAUUCAAGAAUGGUUACCCGGUUAUGGGCAUGUAGAAAAAAUUGGUUUAUAAUAAUAUGAUAAACACAUAAUAUUUAAGUAUUUCAUAAGUAGUUUCAAUGUGGCCAUUAUAACUAUUUGUAUUUUAAGCCUUGUGUAGUAUAAUCUAUUAUAUAUGAGUCGACUAUUAUCAAAGCCGGCAAUGUGACUUUUGGACAAUUAUUGGUAAAUCAGAAAAACGAAUUAUUGACUUUGUAUUCCAUUGGCAGUCACAAAACUCUUCUGAACGACAUCUUAGAUAAAUAACAGGUUAAGUAUUAACCUUUAUUUAAUGCAGGUUUUGAACCGUAUUCUUUGAAGGAGACGAUUAUAUUCAAAUCAAUCUGUAUUGACAUAUCAAUAAUAUUUUUUUGUCCAAAUGAACAGAUUGCCACCUUUGAUAAUAGACGACUCAUAUAGUAGAUUGGUAAUAACAUCUUUCGUUUAGUCUUCGCAGGUAAAGGGUUAAUUCUAAACGUUUUCGCUUCGCUUCUUCUAUUGGUUUUCAACAAGUGGUGGUUAAAAUUACACAUUUUCCAUUCCUUUCACUUACUAAUAUUAACGUCACAUUCAUGUAUGAAAUUUUCUCAUUGUAGGCUUUGGAAUCGAAAUUAGCAUCGUGUCGUGGUACAGUUAGACCUAAAGAGCAUUCACCAAACACGACCUCGGAAGUCAAUAAGGACUACAGAUGUGUACUCAAGAAUUAAGAGAAUCCGUAACGCCAUCCAUUCAUCUACAUUUUUUGUGUCUGCAACAGGCCGCCGCAACUCUGGCUUGUGUUAUAGUGUGAUAUUAUAUUAAAUACAUAUAUCAAUCAGAUCAAACGAACGUAUAUUGCUUCAAGUUGUCGUUAAUACUAAAUAUUCAUGAAAAAAUUAAAAUCUGUGAUCGUCUAAUCACAUUUUCCUAAUAUACUAAUAAUAUCUGUGAUGAUCAAAUAGUUAAGUAUCGGAUGUGUUGAACGAUGUGUUUUUGGCCUACCCACCGCAGAUCCGACAGGACUGCAGCACGCCUUGUAGUGAAUAGCUUCGACACAUUGUGGUGUUUCUUGUAUGGUACUUGUGCGCGUGUGGAUUGUAUGACAAUCAUUACUGAUAAGAAUUCAGCAAGUUUAGGAUUCCCUCCAGUCGCACGAAAGUCAAGAGAGUCAUCGCUAAGAAAACACGCUAGUGUUGAUGAAGGAGUAUUUAAUAAUAACUUCAAUAUGAAUUUUUUGUAAGUCAUUGUAAAUGGGCAUAUAAAAUUAUUUUCGAAAGUGAUUUAGUGUAAAUAAUAUCGUACGUGAUCGGAGUAAGUAUGUUUGAAAUCGGUAUUCUGAUAAUUCUUUGUAAAAGUAUUUACUAUAUAAAAUUGAUUUUUAUUAUAUCAUAAUAUGCAUUAGCGAGUUAUAUUGUUCGUUCUACUUUUCAAAAAUAUAUAGUAAUUCUUAAAAGAAGAAGAAUGCAAUCCAAAAUUACAUCGACGUUUUCAAAUUUCCGAGUAAAAAAAUUUCGUCGUCUUUAUACCGUAAUGGAAACCUUUGAAAUAUUUAAUAGUAUGAUCUUGAAACGUUCCACGGCCAUCCUAUGAACUUUAUCGUAACUAACCCAACUUGCAUGCAUGUUUAUGUUGAUAUUUUCAUUCGUUAGCAUGGAAAUACAAUUAAUACUUACUGAAAUGUACUGGUUUUUAUCAUACUCGAAUAUUAUUUAUGAAAAAUAACAAAAAUUAGAAGUGCUAUAAUUUUAUAGCCGUUUGUCCCAAGUAAUCUUUUGUAACAAUCAUACAAAUAUGCUCAUAAGGUUUAGGUACGUAAAAAGCAAUGUUAAAUUUAAUAACUGACAAGUCUUGCCUUAAAAUGUUAAUCAUUUGAAGUUUAUAUGUAGAUGCAUAAUGUUAUAUACCUACAUAAUGUUAUUUCAGAUUACAUUUACUUUGGAAGUUGCAUUCCGUUUCAUUUUCAAUAAUAUCACUGGACUGCAAAUUUAGAAUUAGUUUUAUAUUAAUUUUUGUCUUCGUAACAGGUGUUUUUAUUUAAAUAAAUUCUGAAUCAUAUCCUAAGUUUUAGUGGUACGUUUAAAUAAAAUUUGGUUUAGGAUUUUUACAAUUGUACGAUAUCUGUGUAUUUGCCCAGUUUUGCUGCAAAUCGUUUUGUAAAGUAAGCAUUUAUGCAUUCACGCGUGUGGUGACCAACAAUUUUAUUUUUUGCGCAAUAUUAAAUAUUGAGAUAUUAAAAAAAAACUUGAUAAUAAAUCAAA